Arabis nemorensis is the source of this 2505-nucleotide messenger RNA. The record is from the annotation of a GenBank genome assembly. Lineage: Eukaryota; Viridiplantae; Streptophyta; Magnoliopsida; Brassicales; Brassicaceae.
AUGGGUGGUGAAAAGUUUGGAUUUUUUAUCUGGGUUUCAUCGAUUUCUUGCUUAAUCUGCCUCUGCCAUGGAUACGUACCUGUGAAUAAUUACCUAAUCAACUGUGGUUCACCGACCAAUAUCACUGUAACUGGUCGAGUGUUCAUCUCCGACAAGCUUGCCUCAACCCUCUUAACCUCUCCCAGUGAGAUCCUCGCCGCGAGUAAUCGCAGUUCCGAUUCAGAUAUUUACAAGACGGCGAGAAUCUUCACCGGAAUCUCUAAGUACACAUUCUCUGUUGCUCGAGGCCGACACUGGGUUCGUCUCCAUUUCAGUCCUUUUCAGUUCAAAAACUUCGAAAUGGGCUCAGCUAAAUUCUCUGUUUCUUCACAGACACAUGUGCUCUUGAGUGAUUUCACAGUGAAAUCAAGAGUUAUGAAGGAAUAUUCUCUGAAUGUAGCCACGAGUCAUCUCGAGCUCAUGUUUACUCCCUCGGGUGAUUCGUUUGCGUUUGUGAACGCCCUCGAGGUUGUAUCGAUUCCUGAUACAUUGAUCAGUGGUGAUCCUUCUUUUGCAGGCAGUCCCGGGAGGUUUCAGGGCUUGUCAUGGCAAGCUCUUGAGACGGUUCAUAGAGUGAACAUGGGCGGUCCGCGUGUUACGCCUAAUAACGAUACUCUUUCGAGAAUUUGGGAGCCUGAUUCGGAGUUUCUUGUAGAGAAGAAUCUAGUUAAGAGUGUGUCUAAGAUUGCAAGUGUUGAUUAUGUUCCUGGUUAUGCUACAGAGGAUACUGCUCCAAGAACUGUCUAUGGCACUUGCACCGAAAUGAAUUCCGCGGAUAAUCCGUCUAGCAAUUUCAAUGUGACCUGGGAUUUCGAUGUUGUCCCGGACUUUCAGUACUUCCUUCGGUUUCAUUUCUGCGAUAUCGUGAGCAAAGCUCUAAACCAGCUCUACUUCAAUCUUUAUGUUGACGCAAUGAUGGUUGUCGAGAAUCUUGAUCUAAGCUCUUAUUUAUCUAACACUUUGGCCGGUGCAUACACAAUGGAUUAUGUCACGGGAUCAGCAAAACAGAACAAUAGAAUACGUGUGAGCAUUGGUCCAUCGACUGUUCACACGGAUUACCCUACUGCAAUUUUGAACGGACUAGAGAUCAUGAAGAUGAAUAACUCCAAAGGCCAGCUCAGUAUGGGGACAUUUUUGCCUGGUGCUUCAAACUCAACCACGAAGAAGAAGAACAUCGGUAUGAUCGUUGGUGCGACAGUCGGUCCAUUGUUUGCUUUAGUGGUUUUAGGAGGUUUCUUUUUGCUGUUCAAGAAACGAGGGCGAGGUCAAGAUGGUCAGUCAAAGACUUGGAUUCCUUUGUCUACUAGUGGAGCUACUUCAGACUCAAAUGGAACUACAAUUACAAGCGUAACUUCCAAUUCCAGUUACCGAAUUCCUUUUGCAGCGGUUAAAGAGGCGACAAAUAGCUUUGACGAGAAUCGAGCCAUUGGAGUAGGCGGUUUUGGUAAAGUGUACAAAGGAGAGCUUCACGACGGCACUCAAGUGGCUGUUAAAAGAGGGAACCCCAAGUCUCAGCAAGGUCUUGCAGAGUUCAGGACAGAAAUCGAAAUGCUAUCUCAGUUCCGUCAUCGCCAUUUGGUUUCUCUGAUCGGUUACUGCGACGAGAACAACGAGAUGAUCCUGAUUUACGAAUAUAUGGAGAACGGAACAUUGAAGAGUCACCUUUACGGCUCUGGUCUUCCAAGCUUGAGUUGGAAACAAAGGCUUGAGAUAUGUAUUGGAUCAGCUAGAGGGUUGCAUUAUCUCCAUACCGGUGACUCAAAACCCGUGAUCCACAGAGAUGUGAAAUCCGCAAACAUAUUGCUCGACGAGAAUCUCAUGGCUAAAGUUGCAGACUUUGGAUUGUCCAAGACCGGACCCGAGAUCGAUCAGACUCAUGUGAGUACUGCGGUCAAAGGAAGUUUCGGGUAUCUUGAUCCAGAAUACUUCAGAAGGCAACAGCUGACUGAGAAAUCGGACGUUUACUCAUUCGGAGUCGUUAUGUUCGAGGUUCUAUGCGCAAGACCCGUUAUAGACCCGACACUCACUAGAGAGAUGGUGAAUCUUGCGGAAUGGGCGAUGAAAUGGCAGAAGAAAGGGCAGCUUGAACAUAUCAUCGAUCCGUCCUUACACGGUAAAAUCAGACCCGAUUCGUUAAGGAAGUUUGGUGAAACAGGGGAGAAAUGUUUAGCUGAUUUCGGAGUCGAUAGACCGUCAAUGGGAGAUGUGUUGUGGAAUCUUGAAUACGCUUUGCAGCUACAAGAAGCAGUCAUUGAUGGUGAUGAUCAAGAAGAUGAUAACAGCACGAACAUUAUCGGUGAGUUACCUUUACGGUUCAAUGAUUUCAACAACCGUGGAGACACGAGCGUUAACGUUGGUGUAGCUAGAGAGAGACAGUUUCAAGAAGAAGAGUCGAGUGUUGAUGAUCUUUCAGGUGUUUCCAUGAGUAAAGUUUUCUCACAGCUGGUGAAAUCUGAGGGACGUUAA